This is a messenger RNA of Oryza sativa Japonica Group (Japanese rice), 3124 nucleotides long. NCBI's taxonomy places the organism in Eukaryota, Viridiplantae, Streptophyta, Magnoliopsida, Poales, Poaceae. The record is from RefSeq and is a predicted model, not a curated record.
AAUAACCCGGCGGCGGCCUACGGCGAUAUAAACCGUAUAUUGAGGGAGCAAGCCGUGGUACAGAGCAGAGGAGGGGGGAGAGAGAGAGAGAGAGAGAGAGAGAGAGAGUCGUGUGUGCGUGUGUCCCCGGGGUUCUAGCUUUGGGAUGCUGAUGGCGACCGUCUCGCCGGCGCGGAGGGAGCCGACGCCGCAGGCGGUGCGGGCGUCCCCGAUGCCAUCGGCGGCGGCGGCGUUGGUGAGGAGAGGCGGUGGUGGUAGCGGGGGGACGGUGCUGGGGAAGUACGAGCUGGGGCGCGUCCUGGGACAGGGCUCGUUCGCGAAGGUGUACCAGGCGAGGCACCUGGAGACCGACGAGUGCGUGGCAAUCAAGGUGCUCGACAAGGAGAAGGCCGUGAAGGGCGGGAUGGUCCACCUCGUCAAGCGCGAGAUCAACGUGCUCCGCCGGGUGCGCCACCCGAACAUCGUGCAGCUGUUCGAGGUAAUGGCCAGCAAGACCAAGAUCUACUUCGUCAUGGAGUAUGUCCGCGGCGGCGAGCUCUUCUCCCGCGUCUCCAAGGGACGCCUCAGGGAGGACACCGCGCGGCGCUACUUCCAGCAGCUUGUCUCCGCCGUCGACUUCUGCCACGCCCGCGGCGUGUUCCACCGUGACCUCAAGCCCGAGAACCUCCUCGUGGAUGAGAACGGGGACUUGAAGGUCUCGGACUUCGGCCUCGCCGCCGGCCCCGACCAGUUCGACCCCGACGGUCUGCUCCACACGUUCUGCGGCACGCCGGCCUACGUCGCCCCCGAGGUGCUCAGGCGCCGCGGAUACGACGGCGCCAAGGCGGACAUAUGGUCAUGCGGUGUCAUCCUCUUUGCGCUCAUGGCCGGGUACCUCCCUUUCCAUGACCACAACAUCAUGGUUCUGUACCGGAAGAUCUACAAUGGGGAGUUCAGGUGUCCAAGGUGGUUCUCCAAGGAUUUUACUAGAUUGAUAACGCGCCUUCUUGACGCAAACCCCAAAACUAGGAUCACCGUGCCAGAGAUCAUUGAGAGCGAUUGGUUCAAGAAAGGAUACAAGCCAGUCAAGUUUUACAUUGAGGAUGACAAGCUCUACAACCUGUCUGAUGACGUGCUGAACUUGGAGCCUGCUGAUCCUGUUCCCCCACCAUUGGGUUUGGCACCUCCUGUUCCUCCACCUCCACAAGGGGAUGAUCCUGAUGGUUCAGGGUCUGAGUCAGAUUCAUCAGUCGUAUCCUGCCCGGCCACAUUGUCAACUGGGGAGAGCCAGAGAGUCCGUGGGUCACUACCACGCCCAGCAAGCCUUAAUGCAUUUGAUAUCAUAUCAUUCUCAAAAGGAUUCAACUUGUCUGGGCUGUUUGAGGAGAGGGGGAACGAGAUCAGGUUUGUAUCUGGUGAGCCCAUGUCUGACAUUGUAAAAAAGCUGGAGGAGAUUGCAAAGGUCAAGAGCUUCACAGUGCGGAGGAAGGACUGGCGGGUGAGCAUAGAGGGUACACGCGAAGGAGUUAAGGGGCCUCUAACCAUAGGCGCGGAGAUAUUUGAGCUUACACCCUCCCUUGUAGUAGUGGAAGUAAAAAGAAAGGCAGGUGAUAAUGAAGAGUAUGAGGAUUUCUGCAACAUGGAGUUGAAGCCAGGAAUGCAGCACCUUGUGCACCAGAUGCUCCCAGCUCCAAAUGGAACUCCUGUGAGUGAGAAGGUUGAAAGGUCUUCAAGCUUACAGGCUCCCCUCACCCUGAAGUUGAUAGGAACAGAAGGCAGCAUGAGCUAGAGACAGGAGCUUCCAUGCAGUUGACAGGGAGAUCUCUUUUACCGGACCAAACCUGACCGGUCUGGUUCCCGUUGAUGAGCUCGUGGUUUUGAUAACUAGCAAGAGUUCUCUUUCUCUGGAUGGCCUAAGAUCGUUUUUAGGCAAUGGAUCGAGACAGUGGAUGUAGAUACUCCGGUUGUGGAUGGUGCCCAGGUGGGCGUUUAAAGUGGAUGUAGAUACCCUGGUUGUGGUGGUGCCCAGGUGGGCGUUUAAAGUGGAUUGUACUGGCCAGUUUUCUCUCGACUUAGCGGCUGUGUGCAUCUGCGGUUUGGUUUCUUUGGCAGCAUCGAAUAAUUUUGUGGUAACCAUGAUUCUGGUCGGGGGACAGUUGAUUGAGGUAUGGGAGGGAUAUGCAUGAGCCGGGCAUGUGCCGACCGAUUGGAUUCCGAAUCUUCCAUUCCUGAUGCCAUUAGCCCAUUAUUGGAUGCGAGGUGACAGAUUUGGGCACUGCAGUGCGGUUGGUUGGUUGGGGCCUGUGGGGACUGGGGGUCGAGAUUACUUGGACCUGCUGUGCUGCAGCGGCUUUGGCUGAGGUCACCGAGCACGUGAGAGCAUCGGUGGGUGGCAUGGUUGGCCUACCCCGGCAGUGGUGGCGGCCGGCUCGGGCCACGAGAGCGCCGCGCCGUUUGUGGUGGCGCACGGCUCUGCAGUCGGCGGCGGGCCCGUUGUUGCGCAUUUCCGUGAUAAAGAUCACCGUGGUAUGUCGUAUUCUGUUAUACAAUGCUCUUUUUGUGGAUUCGAACUUCGAAUAUGGAGUUAUGGACACGGGUGGUCAUCGAUGGAGACAACAGUGGCGAACCGGCGAUUUCAUAUGGCUCAGUGAGAUGCUUUAAGGUACAUAACAAUUUGAGGUAUGCAUUCAUUUAAUCAUGACAUGGCAUGAUUAACCUUGGAUUUGUGUGAAAGCUAUCACUAUAACGACCUGUACUCUUGGUGAUAUUCCCCACCGUGCCAAUUUCCUGGUAUCUACACUCCUCAACGGAUAUGUCGUGGAAAUGCAGCAUUUCUAACCCAACAGAUACAGGGAUCAUAUUUCAUCCUACAAAGAUUAUGUGAAAGAGAUCAGCAUAAUAAUGGAAAUACGCUUAAAAAGUAAAAUCAUGAAAAUUCCAUGUGAUAGUUAGGAUCGACAAUGACAAUGAUUAUAAUCAUAUCACAAUAUAAGAUAUAGCCUAUUGUAAUAUAAGAAUUUGAUGCUCUGUUUUAUAAUGUUACUACCUCUUUACUUCUUGUUUUUGAAUUAUUCUGCCUCCACUUUUCUUUCUAAGAGUAAAUUGUAUUUUAUACUAGCUAAAGCGUAGCAUGUUUCGCUUUGCA